UGGGGGUAGGAGUUUAUUAAUUAAUUAAUUUAUUUUUGCUGUGUUGGGUCUUCAUUUCUGUGCGAGGGCUUUCUCUAGUUGUGGCAAGCGGGGGCCACUCUUCAUCGCAGUGCGCGGGCCUCUCACUGUCACGGCUUCUCUUGUUGUGGAGCACAGGCUCCAGACGCGCAGGCUCAGUAGUUGUGGCUCACGGGCCCAGUUGCUCCGCGGCAUGUGGGAUCCUCCCAGACCAGGGCUCGAACCCGUGUCCCCUGCAUCGGCAGGCAGACUCUCAACCACUGCGCCAUCAGGGAAGCCCCAUGGCCUUCUUUUAAUAUCGUUUCUUUAUCAUUGUUGGAUGUGUUAUCACUCCCUAUGGACUGGGAGCACCUUGGGAGUCAUGGUUUUUGCUCUUUUUCUCCUCCAUCUCCUCCAGGGUGUCUGUGCAGUUUCCGUCCCAACCCUGCCCAGGCUAAGUAAGAACACAGACAGCUUGUGAGCUGCUCCCAACCAGUCAGGCGGUGUGUUUGCUUGUGUGCAAUGCUUUUAUUGCCCCAUGAAUAGAAGUAGGUCACCCCUUAGAGACCUACCUAAGGUCUGCCUUCAGCAUUGUCUCCUGCUCUUGGCUGCAGGGUGUGUGUCCUUGCUGGUGACAGUCCAGCACACGGAGCGCUAUGUCACCCUGUUUGCCUCCGUCGUUCUCAAAUGUGACUACACCACCUCUGCCCAGCUCCAGGAUGUGGUGGUGACGUGGCGCUUCAAGUCCUUCUGCAAGGACCCCAUCUUUGAUUACUACUCUGCAUCAUACCAGGCGGCUUUAUCCCUGGGCCAGGACCCAUCCAAUGACUGCAAUGACAGCCAGCGGGAGGUGCGCAUCGUGGCCCAGAGGCGGGGGCAGAACGAGCCCGUGCUGGGGGUGGAUUACCGGCAGCGCAAGAUCACCAUCCAGAACCGAGCAGAUCUUGUGAUUAAUGAAGUGAUGUGGUGGGACCAUGGAGUGUAUUAUUGCACCAUUGAGGCUCCAGGGGACACGUCAGGAGACCCAGAUAAGGAAGUGAAGCUCAUUGUCCUGCACUGGCUGACAGUGAUCUUGAUCAUCCUGGGGGCCCUCCUUCUGCUCCUGCUGAUUGGAGUGUGCUGGUGCCAGUGCUGUCCUCAGUACUGCUGCUGCUACGUCCGCUGCCCCUGCUGUCCCGACCGCUGCUGCUGCCCCGAGGAAGCCAUGGCCCACCAACGCAACAUGAAGCAGGCUCAGGCCCUAGGCCCUCAGAUGAUCGAAAAACCCCUGUACUGGGGGGCGGACAGGAGCUCCCAGUUUUCAUCUUAUCCAAUGAAUCCACUGCUGCAGCAAGAUUUGUCCCUGCGAUCCAGCCUCCCAGAGAUGACCACCGCUCACCCUCCCAUCACCAACGGUGUCCUAGAGUAUUUGGAGAAAGAGCUGCGGAACCUCAACCCAGCCCAGCCUCUGCCGGCUGACCUCCAAGGCAGAUCUGGCCAUCCCCGCAGCAUGCUGUCCUCCCUGGGCUCUGAGGUCGUGGAACGCAGAAUCAUCCACCUUCCCCCGCUGGUCAGAGACCUGCCGUCUCUGCGGAGGACCAGCAACUCCUCCCACCAGCAGUGGCUCCCCCCGCCUCCCCCCGGACCCUGGGAUCUGAGGGAGGGGAGAAGGCAGCACCGCUACUCUGAUUUCCAGCAGGAGCACCGGGACCGGGAGCCUCAGCGCUGGGCGCUGGAGCAAAGGGAGCUGGGCCGACUGCGGAGCGGAAGGCACCGCAGCUCCAGGCAGCGCGGGUCACCCAUGCCCUGGUCAGACAGGGACAGCCUCAGCGACGGCCCCUCGUCCAGCGAGGCCCGCUGGCCGCCCAACCGCCCCCGUCUCCGCAGCCGCUUCCCAGAGAGAGCCCGCGGGCCCAGCCCCCGGGGCAGCGCUCAGGGACACCAGAGGCGCCGGCACCGCAGCUACUCCCCUCCCCUGCCCUCCGGCCUCAGUUCCUGGAGCUCCGAGGAGGAGGAGGAGGAGAAGGAGAGGCAGCCCCGGAAUUGGGGCCCCCGCCGCCGCCGCCGCCGCUCGCGCUCCCCAAACUGGCCUGAGGAGAAGCCACCCAGUUACCGCUCGCUGGAUGUCACCCCAGGCAAGGAUGGCAGGAAAAAAGGGAGUGUGGAGAGGCGCUCGGAGAGAGAGAGCUCCCAUAGUGGAAGGAGUGUGGUCAUUUAGUCACCAGGCACAACACUGCUUCUGUGGCUACUUCUCAGCUCCUGCAUGUCAUCAGCAUCACCUAGAUUUCCAGCUGACUUGGGAGGGGCCAUUCCAGCUGACUUGAGAUGGACACCGCAAGUUU
Molecule: messenger RNA, 2318 nt
Organism: Globicephala melas (long-finned pilot whale)
Lineage: Eukaryota; Metazoa; Chordata; Mammalia; Artiodactyla; Delphinidae
Gene: ILDR1
Product: immunoglobulin like domain containing receptor 1
Cellular component (GO): plasma membrane
Molecular function (GO): high-density lipoprotein particle receptor activity
Source: RefSeq, a predicted model, not a curated record